Molecule: messenger RNA, 1947 nt
Organism: Pomacea canaliculata
Lineage: Eukaryota; Metazoa; Mollusca; Gastropoda; Architaenioglossa; Ampullariidae
Exons: 4
Coding region: 200-1009 (269 amino acids)
Source: RefSeq, a predicted model, not a curated record
GUGCACUGCCUCUCUGGUCACCAAGCGCGGUGUGCAAGUCACGUGAUCAGUCUUGAUAACGACAGCCGGUUCGUAUUUUCUUCACACUACAUCAAGAUCACAUGUCAAGAAGUGUCCUUGCAACAGGCGUCACUGACUGUGACCAUAUUUUACACUUGUAGGUAGAGCAAAACUACACUGGAGGAUAGAGACCUCCAUCAUGGCGGACAGAGCCGGUGAAACAUCGCUCGUACCAAUGGGCGAUGAACUGUUUCGUUUUUUCCAAGCUCAUCCCCGACUAAGUCAUGCAAUCCUAACACGAAAGGGCAGAAUCACUGCCCGGGAGGUAAUUACCAGCUUCGGAGACAACGGGUACCUGUCAGACACCUUCUGUGUGGGCCAGGUGGUCCAGCGGGCCAAGGUGCUGGUCAGGGAGACGUUGGUGUGUAGCGGGCGAGGAAACUGCCAACGACUGUGUGGAGGCUUCGGCCAGUGCAUGAAGGACUGCCAGGAGAGACGGAAAAGAGGAAGCAUGGGGCAUCGCUGCAGGUUAAAGGUCAAGCUGACGAUGUCCACUGAUCACUUUGGCACGUGGAAAGUUGUCAUCUCGGGCCGACAUGUACCCCCUGGACGUGUGUGGCGACCACCAACAAAGUCUGCUUUGACAGAUCAUGAGAAACGCCAGGAACUGGAGGAGGCGUGGAUAGCAGGAUGUCAUGGUGUCCGUGAGAUCGCCCUGGCGGUGGGGGAUGACUCGCUCACAAAGGCCGAGAUACAGAAUUUUAUUCGUACCAAACGGCGACAGCUUCGGACAGUCGCAUGGCAACCACACCAUGCUCCGCGGACUACUAACAGGCCACGUCACCAUCCAUGGCAGCUGUCACAUCCUCCGGCGCUUCUACGACCUGCCCCAGAGGUUUCACUUGCCCCGCAAGUUCCUUUUGUCUCAGAGGUGCCACGUGCCCAGCAUCCUCCUCCUGCCCCAGAGCCAGUACCGAACUCUGUCGAUGACUCAGACUCGGAGAGCUAAGUGCUGUGUAUGAGCCUAGUGAAGAGCUGAGCGACACCGAGCAGAGCGCUGGCGUCCCAACCCGGAGGCUUGCCGGUUCGAGACCCGUGUGGUGCAGCACCUCCACACACCCAUCCACCCAGUUGUCGGUUAAAUGAGUCCAUAGAGAGCUGGGGGAUGGAGACGGUUAAGCAAGAGGAGACAAAGAAUGGUCACUGACAUGACAAAUCUGAUCGGAUCCGCAAAUAAAAUAGCGAAAAGCAUGUAGUCUGAAAAACAGAAAAAAAAGAGAAGAAUGAAAUGUUCAGUAAAGUGGGGAACAAUUAAUCCUGGAGUGUAGACAAGAUGACCAAGACGAAGAAAUUAGGAAGAAUCGUUUCUGUUGUGAUUUUCUGGGACUGUAAGCUUACACUGCAGAACCUUCGAGACGGAUGGGCAGACUUCGUCAGCCAAACACCCUGAUUUGAGGGCGGGUGGGCGCGAGUCGCGGCGACACCAGGAAUCGCUCAAGUGGAGGUAAACAAAAAGUCUCUAUGUACUUGCUGUGGCAGAUGAAUGGGUGCGGUAAUUAGAUUUCGAACGCCUCGACGUGUUCUUGUGCGUCUCGCAGCAGACAAUGCGGGGUGUAAGACAGUGGAGGAGGAGUACAGAACUACAACCACCCCACAUCAGCGACUGAAUACGACAACGGCACACAAUGGCUGCCUGUCCAGGGACGUGUUCUAAGCCAGCAACAGUAUUUCCGUGCGGGCUUCACGCAUGACACUAGAGUUCGAACCCCAGAAAAUUAUUUUUACUUAUUAUAUUUAGUAUGCUCGGGCAACUUUGUCCAUUAUGGUAUGACUGCGGUGUCUGGCCUAAAUAAUCUCCUGACAUGACAUGAUGGUAGCUGUAUGAAUGACAGGAGGAUUGAAUUCAACUGUUCAGUCGGUGUUUGUAUCGACCAAAAAUAAACUGGA